GGUUUAUUCUUAACUUGGUUAGAAAAACGAAAAGAAAAAUCAAUGCAACAAAAUGAAAUAGUAACUUAUAAUAUGAGUGUUAAGGAAGAUACAAUUAAUGAUAUUAAAAUAGUUACUGCAGUAUAG
Molecule: messenger RNA, 126 nt
Organism: Dentiscutata erythropus
Lineage: Eukaryota; Fungi; Glomeromycota; Glomeromycetes; Diversisporales; Gigasporaceae
Source: the annotation of a GenBank genome assembly